This is a messenger RNA of Dendrobium catenatum, 2638 nucleotides long. RefSeq names its product SH2 domain-containing protein A. The transcript is spliced from 12 exons. The record is from RefSeq and is a predicted model, not a curated record. Gene Ontology annotation, biological process: regulation of transcription by RNA polymerase II; signal transduction. The coding region runs from base 148 to 2274 and encodes 708 amino acids. Gene Ontology annotation, molecular function: DNA-binding transcription factor activity, RNA polymerase II-specific; RNA polymerase II cis-regulatory region sequence-specific DNA binding. NCBI's taxonomy places the organism in Eukaryota, Viridiplantae, Streptophyta, Magnoliopsida, Asparagales, Orchidaceae.
CCGUUAACUAACACACCGGCGUAAAGAAGCGGGCCAAGUUAUUCAUUGCGUCUAUCUCAACCUCCGCUCUCUCUCUCUAAAACCCAAAACCUCCUCCUCCUCCUCUCUCUCUCUCUCUAAAUCCCUAGAACCCCUUCGGCUCCGGCGAUGGCCGCCGGAGAAUGCGAGCAGGAGUACUUGAUGCUCAAAGAUGUCCGAAUAGACCUCAAUAGAGACGGAGUUUUUGGAGAGGAGGGGUUUGCGGGUUUCUCACUGUGCCUAUGGAUUUACUUAUCCAGUUCGGCUUGGCCUUCCUCUGUGAUUCUUGGGCAGGUCUCAUCAGAAAUUGAGGGCGAAGUUCCUUUCCUUGCACUAAACGAGCAAAACAAGUUGAUCCUCUUUCCAUUGAUGUUCUUGCACAGUGAAGCAUCAUUUGCGGGUAGCACCUUUCCAUGGUCUGAUAUCCAUCAUAUAACUUCUGAGAGUGAAUGCCCACUGGAGAGAUGGGUUCAUGUUGGAUGUAAGGCAACAGCAGACUACAUUUGCCUUUACCUAAAUGGGGAGCUUUCUGACAAUAUGCCUCUCUCUUCUUCAUCUGAUGAUCAUAAUCUUGAUAACUUCAAGAAAGUUGCUUUGGCUGGUAGCAGUGGAAAUGAUGGAAAGCUUCAGGGUUAUGUUUAUAAUGCUUCCAUGUUAUCUUUGUCAGCAUCCAUUAAAGAUGAUUUUGCUAAGAAUCCACCGGUAAAGUUAUCUCUUAAUGGUUCAUGCACUUCUGAUGCACUCGAAGUUGGCAAUGAUGGUGUUUGGAGCAUUGUUGGUGGAAAGGCUUCUUGUCGUAGGAAUUUUUCUCUUGAUGUUGUUCUAUCAGAUGCCGUUGGUCAGUUUGUACAUAAGGACAUGGAGAUAACCGCUUCACUUGUCUAUGCCGAUAAUGGAGCCCCUGUUGAGAAAACUCAAGAUAAUUCUUUUGCUCCACUUUUGGUAGGCUUUGAGGGGCUUGAAUACCCUUCGACAGAAAGACCAAUUGCAGUUUAUCUUGGUCAUGCAACUUUUAAGCUUAAAUUAUCACAGCUUUCCUCCAAGUCUGAUAAUAGGCUAUUCAGCAUAUGUUUCCGUGCAUCACAAACUAAAUGUUAUCCAUUUUUUGAAACGCGAUCCCCUCCAAUUCGUUGCAUAUCAAGAAGUCGUUGUAUUCGACCUGUUGUGAUUGGAAAAAGGCAGGCAUCAGCAUCUCCCAUUUGUGACAGAACUCAACUUCCAGGAAUCAAUGAUAGGUUUCAAGAAACACAUGAGAAAAUUGGAAUUGGUCAUGCCGAAAUAGUAAGUCAUAGGAAGCAGGCUAAUGGUCUAUCAUCUAAGCGUCCCAAAAUAAGCCCAGAUAAAUCAUCGAAGCAAGUCGAUGCAAAUGCGAACAUAGCACAGGAAGAGAAGGCAUUCAAGAUGAAUUCUGAAGCAAGGUCAAAUAAUUUGGAUGGAUCCGACAACUGUCCUUCUGACUCGGAAAGUAUUGAUGCUAGAAAUUCUGAAGUCAAAUGCAUAGGAGAAUCCAUAGAUCCUAUGUCCGAUAUGGUUAUAUUUAGAUAUUGCUUGGAAGGUACAUAUGAACGUUCCUUAUUACUUAAGGAGAUCAUAAAAUCUUCAAGCAAUGAAGAGUUGGUGACUUUUGCUGACCAGGUUUGCCUGUAUUCAGGAUGUUUACAUCAUAGGUACCCUAUAUUGAUAUCAAAAAAACUGGUUCAAGAGGGAAAUGAUACUUGGAAUUCGAUCUGUCAGAAUGGAAAUCGUGCCCUUUGGAUCACAGCAACUGUUGAGCUAAACAAAAGAUUCAUGAGCAUUUCACGGUCUACCACUCAUGGUUUAUCUGAAAAGGAUCUGGAGGUUUUGAGAGGAAUUGCUGGGUGUGGUGAGGAGCUGGGUCUGGAAAAUUUCAAUGCGAUGUGGCAGUGGUUAUACCCAGUGGCUGUUGCCUUGUCAGAUGUCCAAAUAAAUGGAAUGUGGGAGUGCACAUCGCCAAAAUGGAUAGAAGGAUUCAUCACAGUGGAAGAGGCUGAGAAGUCACUGAAGUGUCCAAGAGGAAUUCAGAAGCCAGGAACCUUUGUUCUUAGGUUUCCAACUUCUCGCAGCUGGCCUCACCCAGAUGCCGGCAGCCUGGUUGUUACCUAUAUUGGUGCUGACCUAACUAUUCACCAUAAACUUAUUUCCAUUGAUCACAGCAAGGAGAGUGGAGCAGAAUCGCUACAGAACUUACUUUUGAAGGAGCCGGAGUUGUCUCAAUUGGGAAGGGUUGUUAGGUGAGCAACUGCAGUCAGUGCAUAUUCAAUUGUUGUCUCAAUAAUACCUUCAGCAAAUUUAAUUGCAAUAGGAAUGAAUUCAAAAUUGUCACCCUACUCUCAGUGGCAAUUGCGUGCAAUUGCUUUGGAAGCCAAAGUUUUUGCAGUUGAGAAAUUUAUUUGUACAUUAGUAGGUAUGGAAGCUCCGAAUUAGGUGCAGCUCCAUCUUUUCAGUGUUGGCAAAUUAUUUUUUGUAGGGAUUUUCAUAUGAGGUACAAAAUCUUAUGUCAUAUCUGUCAAAUUCUGUCUGUAGGGAUUUUGCACCAAACCUUGACAUUUAAUUUUGUAAAUACAAAUUUUUGUUCACGAAUUUUACAUGCUUAAGAUUC